Molecule: messenger RNA, 1572 nt
Organism: Suillus fuscotomentosus
Lineage: Eukaryota; Fungi; Basidiomycota; Agaricomycetes; Boletales; Suillaceae
Exons: 7
Coding region: 39-1517 (492 amino acids)
Biological process (GO): mRNA splicing, via spliceosome
Cellular component (GO): spliceosomal complex
Molecular function (GO): zinc ion binding; RNA binding
Source: RefSeq, a predicted model, not a curated record
UGGACUUCAACAUUCCAGUAAGUAUAGUCUUGGGCGACAUGGACUCCAUCAUCGAAACACAGCGUCAGACACACGAGGAGAUAGAAAGAUACGAAACUGCUCUCUAUUCACUGCUCUCAAGAAAUCAACCGACUCAUGAAAUCAAAAUUCAGACAGAACACAAAGCAGCUCAGGUCUUGGAUCGCAUCUCGUCGCGUGUGACAGCCUUGCACAACUCUUACCUCGAUGAAGAUGCACGGAAAGUUGAGAUAGGCGCACUUAGCGCUCCAGCAGCAGCGCAGAAUGACCUUUCUGAAUUCUAUGCGCGGUUGGUGAAGGUUCAGGACCACUACAACAAGUAUCCUGAUGCUGUAGCAGGAGGCUUCGACAUGGAGCUUGCUGCCAUCUUGGAGGAGGGUAAUCAAGAUGGGCUGGACGAUGAUUACGAGGAGGACGACCAACAUUUCAAACGACUGCCUUACCUUCAGUAUCUUGAUAUCCUGCUUGCUGCUCCCAACGGUCUAUUGCACAGCGAGCUUUCGAGGGAGGUUAGGGCAACGAAAGAUUACGAGGUGUACAUUCAACACUUGCAUGAUUAUCUCCUGUCCUUUGUAAAACGGACACAGCCGCUUGUAGAUAUUCAAACAAAACACCAGGAAGCUGAAGUCGAAUUUUACCAAAAAUGGGACGAUGGCGAGUUUGUCGAUUGGGACGAAAAUAAAACCGCCAAGCAAUCAGUGAAUACAGACGGCGCAGGAGAGGGAAUUUGGUGCUCUGCUUGCCAGAAAAGCUAUUCAAAGAAGACCGUCUAUGACGCCCACUUGACCUCCAGGAAACAUAUGAAAGCAAUUACCAAGCAGGCCGUUUCCGAAACGCCUCCGCAAAAUCCAAAUGGCACACAAAACAUUACCGCACAACCUGCGAGUAAUGUUCAAUUUUUGAAAUCCAGACUGCGAAGCUCCGCGUUGCUAACGUAUCUUUCUACAUCCCUUCUUGUGGUGCUAGUUCCCACUAUCAGCGAGACGAAAUCCAAUGUGGAACGUCGCUUCUCCCUCACAGCGCGCGAACGUGAACAAGAAUUGCUUGAACAAUCGAAACCUCCGCCGGCUCCCACCAAUACAUCUGGUGAUGCUGCGGCUGAAGAAGAGGAAGAGGAGAGGAUCUACAAUCCUCUGAAACUUCCGCUUGGCUGGGAUGGCAAGCCAAUUCCAUACUGGCUUUACAAGCUUCACGGCCUUGGAGUAGAAUAUCGCUGUGAGAUAUGCUCUGACCACGUGUACAUGGGAAGGAAAAAUUUUGACCGGCACUUCCAAGAAUCACGGCACGCUUUUGGCAUGCGGGCUUUGGGCUUGCCGAACACAAAACAUUUCCACGAAAUCACUCGCAUUGAAGAUGCCCUCUCACUGGCAGAAAAGCUGAAGCAAGAGGGACGACAUGAGAUUUUCGAGCAGGAAACGAUGGAAGAACUUGAGGACGACGAGGGCAAUGUUUACAAUAGGAAGACUUACGAGGACCUGAAAAAGCAAGGUCUGAUUUGAUAUGUCCGUGCCGCAGUCUUGUACUUCUUCCAUCCAUUACUUUAUUGUUGACCUA